ACAAAAAUCUUCCAAAAUAUUCGAACCGCCAAUAAAAACGUGAAAUUUAAGAAAAAUUGAAAUAAUGCGAAAAGUUCAUAUAGUAAAUAACACAUUUAAUGCUCAAAUAAGUGAAAAGAAAUGGAAGAGUUCACUGAAGUGGGCGACAAUCAAUAUUUGCUUCAUGUCUUUCAUCAUUUUUGAUAUCACAAACACAAAAGAAUUCAACAAAAAUUCGUCUAUUUAUUACACCGAAUGUGCUGCUUCAUUUAUUUUGACAUUGUCGCUAAUCACAAAUGCAUUUACCUUCAUAUAUCAUUUUUGGUUUGUCGAGAAAGUUGUCUGUGAAAAUGAAACUCAAAGAAUGCUUCUGAAUUUAAGUAACAAUUCCUUAAUUAAAGCGCCAACUCCAAAAAUCGAAAAGCCGGUUGUCUUGCCUCAAAACGAUGUAUUCAAUGUUCGAAAUUUAAGUUAUCAAUCAUAUAGCGAAUCAAAUUCAAUGAGCAAUUCGUUCAACAACAGCUUCUCAUCACCAAUCAGAGACAACACAUUCAACAACGAUGCAAGUUUUGCAGAAACAAGUUUUCAAACAUCUACAAAAUUUAAUCAAUCAAAUUUUAUCAAGGAUCAAAGCGAAAUGGAUCUUUACUUGAAAGAAGUUUCACAGCACGAAAAAGAAAUUUCAAAUGCGAUUGAAGCACAAAACAACAUGACGGGAUAUUUAGGGUCAAGUUUUAAUUCGUUUUGGGGUAACAGUCGAUUUGAUGAAAUAAUUGCAUCUUUAAAGACGUCUUUCUAUCAAUUAUCGCCCCACAACACUAAACAAAACUCACGCGAUGAAACUUUCAGCAGCAAAGACAAAGAAAACAAUUCAGAAAUUAUCAGGAAAAUGUGCGCUAAUAAAUUGUCGAAUUACGUUGCUAAUUUAAAGAUGUGGAUUUCCAAAACAGUCCUCGAACCUCUACUCUUAGCUAUUGACGAAACUGACAAAGCCUUCACGCAACGUGGAUUUACGGACAUGAAGAUUGGGAAUGUUGGGCUUGAGCGAUUAAAGAAAAUGGCAUCAACAAACCAACAUCUCGUCCAGCACAUUCCGAUGUUACCUAAAAUUAUUCCCUUUUUGGAAUUGACAACAAACCAAGAAUUUUUGGUGCAGAGAAUACGAGAGUUGACUAAGGGGAGUUGCAUGAAAAACUACAAAUUCAACACCGUCUCAUUCAAUCAAUCAGAGCAAGCUGAUCAUAUUCCAAGUGAUGCUGGAAUAGUUUUUCAUCUUUUCUGUACUUAUUUAGACACGCAACUGCAUCCAGUUCCAGAUGUUCCGAGAGCUUUCUACAGUCGUUAUGUUGUCAUUGGCGAUGUUAAGAAAGCAAAUGUCGAAAAUAUCGUCAAGGAGAUGACCAAAAACAAAGCAAAGUGUGGCAUCUUAUGUAGCAACACAAUCACACCGAAGUUCAAUUUCAUUAGCGACAAAAUUCAUACUUCAAGUUACGAUCGAAAUAAUCUUUUCUACGUCAUUAUUCAAUUCCUGAUGCAUUUAAAAUUAGAUGGAAUGCUCGAAAGUGUUAACUUGGGUAAAUCAGGCAUCAACAUUCUCAACAUUAUCGAAGAUUAAAAGAGACGUGAAGUUAUUUUGAAUUAUUAUUAAUGGAAAUUUGUUAGUUGGAAAUGUAAAUACCAAAAAAAAAUAAAUUUGAUCAUCAAAUUGCUUGACUUAAAAUCAGAA
Clunio marinus is the source of this 1705-nucleotide messenger RNA. The record is from the annotation of a GenBank genome assembly. Lineage: Eukaryota; Metazoa; Arthropoda; Insecta; Diptera; Chironomidae.